UAAUCAGUUAUUGCAGAGGCUCAAUGGCAUUGUGGUCGCCACCAAUUAUGUGAUCAACAAGAGGAACUUGGAUAGGAUUUCUCAAGAAGUCCAGCAUAAAAUCUUUAUCCUGAAAGAAGACGUCAACGAACUGAUCCGUGCUUGUCAGAUGGCUAAAGCAGGAGUCGUCAACACCAAUUUUCUGAGUAUAGAGGAAGUUAACCAGCUUGUCAGUGAGAUCGACGUUCUUCCAUACAGCAACGCCAUCGAAGCGAUUGAAUAUAGCAAACCAUCGAUCUACACCAACAACACACUCCUCUUAUACGUGUUGUCCCUACCAAAGGUCACAGAAGCUAGAUUUAAUCGCCUGAUCGCAAGAGCUAACAUACAGAACGGCGUCCGAGUGGAAUUGGCAUAUCAAACAAUCCUGACCAAUAAACAUCAGACAUUCGGCAUCAAGGAACACUGCUUGCAAUUAUCUGCUACCAUGAUCUGUGAAGGGAAAUCACUCGAUCUGCUACCAGAAUCUAGUUGCCUGACUCGUCUUCUCAAGGGAGGACAAACAAGUUGUACUUACGCUACCUGUAACGAUUCCACUGUUGAAAUCAUCAAGGAUGAUACCAUUUUCCUUGACAAUUUUAUAGGGAUUGUAAAAUCAGGUAACAAUUCAAAUACACUUAAUGGUUCUUAUAUCCUCCAGAUGGACCAUGAAACCGUAGCAAUCAAUGGCAAAAACUACUCGAGUACUAGUAGAUCAGGAGUACAGGAGCUUCCACCAAUCUUGGCCAGCGUCACCAACCGCAGUGUGGCAAUGAACCUUAACCUAAAACACGGGAUGACAGCUCAUAAUAUCAAGCUCCUGGGAUACGUCAAGGAGAAAACCAAUUGCACAUUUGGAGAAGGAUUACGGCGAAGAUACACCUACCUGCGUUGAACAUUGACAACAAGGCUAAUUCAAAAUUCGAGGAACGUCCAUCCAAUCUGCGGGACGCAGACCUUUAAAGGGGGAGCAGUUAACACAUCCGCCGUCACCCAACAUGUUGCAUUCCCCCAGUCCAGCAAUACACGUGGUUAACAACAUAAUUGACAUCCUACACCUUUGUCAAGGCCAAGUGCAUUUCAUCAUAUCAUGCAAUAGCAAUAUUGUGCAACGCUAUCAGACACCUAUGGCAACUGUCGGCCACAGUUAGUACCUCUGGCUAAUGCUUACGCAACCAUUAGUAUAACGGAGCCAAUGCAUUAGACAUUGCAGCGGUGUCAGCAUAAUUUCAUUGCACACGGUUGUGAAAUCAGUGUGUUGCAUAUUUCAAGUUACCUGUGGGAAUUCAAGGCCAAGGCGGCUCACUGACGUCGCGUAUGUCUGGCUAUAGAACAACGGCAGCGGAACAGUCUAUAAAGGGCAGCAGAACUCGGAGCAGCGGCAGUUGCAUCGGGGUGUUAUAGU
This is a messenger RNA of Rhagoletis pomonella (apple maggot), 1423 nucleotides long. RefSeq lists its product as uncharacterized. NCBI's taxonomy places the organism in Eukaryota, Metazoa, Arthropoda, Insecta, Diptera, Tephritidae. Bases 149 to 913 code for a protein of 254 amino acids. The transcript has 2 exons. The record is from RefSeq and is a predicted model, not a curated record.